GUGACAGUUUAUAAAAUAUGGCGGACUCCGCAGGAAAUUGGUGUCUCAUUGAGAGUGAUCCUGGUGUUUUUACAGAAUUAAUUAAAGAAUUUGGUGUCAAAGGAGCACAAGUGGAAGAAUUAUGGAGUUUGGAUGAUGAUCAAAUUUUUGAAGAUUUGAAGCCCAUACAUGGCUUAAUAUUUUUAUUUAAAUGGGUACAAGAUGAUGAAUUAUCAGGAAAUAUUGUACGUGAUCAUAGAUUGGACAAAAUAUUUUUUGCAAAACAAGUAAUAAACAAUGCCUGUGCAACACAAGCUAUAUUGAGUGUUUUAUUAAAUUGUAAACACUCAGACAUAUCUUUAGGACCAAAUUUAGAGGAAUUUAAAAAUUUCUGUCAAAGUUUUGAUGCAAAUAUGCGUGGACUUGCACUCAGUAAUUCUGAUGUUAUAAGAGAAGUGCAUAAUUCUUUUUCCAGACAAACCUUAUUCGAAUAUGACUCCAAGCAAGCAUCUAAAGACGACGAUGUAUUUCAUUUUGUGAGUUACGUUCCAAUUGAUGGCCAUUUGUAUGAAUUGGAUGGAUUAAAAGAAGGUCCAAUUGAUUUAGGCCCAUGUUCAAUGGGAGACCAAUGGGUACAAGCUGCAAAGCCUAUAAUUCAAAAACGAAUAAACAAGUAUAAUGAAGGCGAAAUUCAUUUUAAUUUGAUGGCUAUAGUAACAGACAGAAAAACUUUAUAUGAAAGGCAAAAAGCCAAUGUCUGCGAUCCUGCAGAACUAGAACGUUUGCAAUCACUAAUUGAGGAAGAAAUAAGAAAGUCGAAAAGAUACCAAAUAGAGAAUAUUAGAAGGAAACAUAAUUAUUUACCACUAAUUAUGGAACUCUUGAAGAUUCUUGCUAAAGAAGGCAAGCUUGUACAUCUGUAUCAAAAGGCAAAGGAUAAAGCACUCGAAAAGGAGUCAAAGAAAAAUAAGGUGUAAAAUUAUUUAAAGAAAAAAAUUAAACUUUGAAAAUUAAUUUUAUUAUAGCAGAGGAAAAUCAGUCACUGUAUCAAUCUUUUUUUUAAAUAAAUAGUUAAUUGCAUAAUAA
This is a messenger RNA of Nylanderia fulva, 1065 nucleotides long. RefSeq names its product ubiquitin carboxy-terminal hydrolase L5 (gene Uch-L5). The record is from RefSeq and is a predicted model, not a curated record. Gene Ontology annotation, cellular component: cytoplasm. Gene Ontology annotation, molecular function: cysteine-type deubiquitinase activity. Lineage: Eukaryota; Metazoa; Arthropoda; Insecta; Hymenoptera; Formicidae. Gene Ontology annotation, biological process: ubiquitin-dependent protein catabolic process; protein deubiquitination.